AUGUAUCUGUGUAAUCAUGUGGAUAUUGUAACGGAAACUAAUAAAGUUAAUAGGAAUACCUUCGAAUAUCACAUAUCAUUGGAGGGUCGACAAAUUGUCAUUUGCAGAACAUUAUUCAUAACGAUACAUUCGAUAACAGAAAAGGAUUUAAAAUCAGUGCAAGACCAGAAAAAUUCUGGAAAACUUCCGGGUGAAAUCGAGGAAGAAACGGUCGACGAAAAGCUUGAUGAAUGCAUAUACAAUCACAUAAACAAAGCUUAUGAAAUAAGACAUUCGCAUUAUGCGAACAUGGAAUACAGAUACUACGACACGAGCUUAACGUUGAUGACAAUAUAUGAUGAUUUCCGACUGAAUCAUCCCAAAUACCAAAAUGUUAAAUACAACUAUUUCGCUAACAAGUUUUAUGCUAACGAUCCAAAAAUACAUUUCAAGCUCCCACAAAUCGAUGUUUGUCAUAAAUGCGAACAGUUAGACUUGAAAAUAAGGAACGCUUGCAAUUCAGAGGAAAAAAAACUCCAAAAAGAAGAGAAAGAGGCACAUUUGAAGAAAGCAAAUGAAUUUACUUUAGCGUUUAGAAAAGCCAAACACAACUGUAUUGAAGGAGCUCACAUUGGAACCAUCACCUUUGACUAUAUGAAAGCCAUACCUAUUCCAAAACUACCGAUUCCAGUUCCUUUUAAAGAUUGUUUGUACUUGAGUUUAUUUUGCAUUCAUAAUGUUAAAAAUGGCAAAACGUAUUUUUAUUUGUACCACGAAGCCGAAGCCAACAAAGGCCCGAAUGAGGUUUGUACUUUCAUCAAACAUUUUUGUGAUAAUUAUUUGUCUGAGGAGAUAACCGAAUUAAAUGUGUUCACUGACAACUCCUCUGCUCAAAAUAAAAACCACACUUUAUCAGGUUUGUUUUGUGCCUUGACUGAAAUUCGAAGAUUCUCAAAGAUCGAACAUUUUUAUCCUGUCAGAGGACAUUCGUUUCUGCCUUGCGACAGAAAAUUUGGCAUUAUUAAAAACUAUUUGAAACGUCAUGAGUGGAUUUACAAUUUAGACGAGUUUAAUAGGCACAUUCGCAACAGUUCUAGUUCGUUUUUUGUCAAAGAUGUUAAGUACAGAGAAAUCAAAAACUGGAAGGACUGGCAUGAUGUUUAUUAUUGCGAAGCUCAAUCGACAAGUGAUCCAAGGAAGAAGUUUUCAUUCAAAGGCAAGUACCAUUUUAUUUACGAAUCGGAGGACAAGGGUUGUUUCAGAGCUUGCGAUAAUAUUUAUGGAGAAAGCGAAACUUUUAAGAAAAGGAUUAAUGAGGACAAAUACAUUAAAUGGCCCGUCGCAAGAGCAUACAAGAAUAUAAAAUGUAUAAAGAAGAAUAAAAUCGAUAGUCUUAAGAGGACUCUUCCAUUUGUACCAAAUAAAGAUAAAGGAUUUUACAAGAGGAUCAUAGUUUAUAGUGAGAGAAACUCUAUAGUGGAAACUUAACAAUUGGAAUAAUGUGUUAUAUUUAUUUAUUUAUUCAUUUGUUAUAUUA
Messenger RNA from Aethina tumida (small hive beetle), 1516 nucleotides. RefSeq lists its product as uncharacterized. The record is from RefSeq and is a predicted model, not a curated record. The transcript has a single exon. The coding region runs from base 1 to 1467 and encodes 488 amino acids. NCBI's taxonomy places the organism in Eukaryota, Metazoa, Arthropoda, Insecta, Coleoptera, Nitidulidae.